AGCACUGUACUUCCUUACUCAUCUAGUGAUCUAGAGCAUAUCUGGAGAACGGGUUUUCAGCAAGAGUACCUGUAUUAGGCUAACUGCUAGGGACCAAUCCAUUUCACAUCAUACACGCAGACAAGUCUUCCUUUUGAUUUGGAGGGAUACCGACCAUGCCGACUGAGACGCCCAUGCCCGCCCUCUCCGGCCACGGCCGGACGGUCUGCGUCACUGGCGCCGGAGGGUUCAUUGCCUCCUGGCUCGUCAAGCGCCUCCUGGAGAAGGGUUACACUGUCCGCGGCACGGUCAGGAACCCAGUUGAUCCAAAGAACGACCACCUGAGGGCGCUUGAAGGUGCCACGGACCGCCUCGUUCUCCUCCGCGCCGACUUACUGGAUCCCGACAGCCUUCUCGCGGCCUUCUCCGGCUGCGAGGGUGUCUUCCACGCCGCCUCGCCGGUCACAGAUGACCCUGAGAAGAUGAUCGAGCCGGCGAUCCUGGGCACGCGGUACGUGAUCACGGCGGCGGCGGACACCGGCGUCAAGCGCGUCGUGUUCACGUCCUCCAUCGGCACGGUGUAUAUGAACCCGUACCGCGACCCCAACAAGCUCGUCGACGACACCUGCUGGAGCGACCUCGAAUACUGCAAGAAGACCAAGAACUGGUACUGCUACGCGAAGACGGUUGCCGAGCAGGGCGCGUGGGAGGUGGCGCGGAUGCGCGGCCUGGACCUGAUUGUGGUGAACCCGGUGCUGGUGCUGGGUCCGUUGUUGCAGCCAACGGUGAACGCGAGCACGGACCACGUGAUGAAGUACCUGACGGGGUCAGCCAAGACGUACGUGAACGCGGCGCAGGCGUACGUGCACGUCAUGGACGUCGCCGAGGCGCAUGUCCGGGUGUACGAGGCGCCCGGCGCGCACGGCCGCUACAUCUGCGCCGAGAGCACCCUCCACCGCGGCGAGCUUUGCCGCAUCCUCGCCAAGCUCUUCCCGGAGUACCCCAUACCCACCAAGUGCAAGGACGAAGUGAACCCCCCGGUGAUCGGUUACAAGUUCACCAACCAGCGGCUCAAGGAUCUGGGGAUGGAGUUCGUGCCGGUGCUGCAGUGCCUCUACGAGACGGUGAAGAGCCUUCAGGAGAAAGGGAUGCUGCCAGUGCUCCCGCCAAACGACCAGGACCAACAACUUAUCACAUCAUGAUUAUUCCAUGUCAUUCCACUACUGGUCUACUUCAUGCUACUACAUAUGACGAGCUAUAGCUGAUUGAUAUAUAUAGUUAACCUUUUUAUCCAUAUAUAUCCAUGCACUCGUGGCAAGUUUAAUCGGUGCAUGCACGCGUGACAGCCACCGACCCAUAUGUUAAGUGCUGUAUGACGUACACAUGCAGCACAUCUGUUUGGAAACGAUAUGAUUGUAAUAUAAUACAUCUGCUGUGAGCCAUAA
Molecule: messenger RNA, 1424 nt
Organism: Setaria italica (foxtail millet)
Lineage: Eukaryota; Viridiplantae; Streptophyta; Magnoliopsida; Poales; Poaceae
Product: cinnamoyl-CoA reductase 2
Exons: 5
Coding region: 156-1181 (341 amino acids)
Molecular function (GO): oxidoreductase activity, acting on the CH-OH group of donors, NAD or NADP as acceptor
Source: RefSeq, a predicted model, not a curated record